Molecule: messenger RNA, 2745 nt
Organism: Cucurbita pepo subsp. pepo (vegetable marrow)
Lineage: Eukaryota; Viridiplantae; Streptophyta; Magnoliopsida; Cucurbitales; Cucurbitaceae
Product: putative pentatricopeptide repeat-containing protein At1g03510
Biological process (GO): RNA modification
Molecular function (GO): protein binding; RNA binding
Source: RefSeq, a predicted model, not a curated record
AUGCCCCUCCUCCUGCCUGUUGCUUCCUCCAUUCUUUCGAUGUCGAACCUUCACCAUUUUCAUAUUAGACGAAGUCUCGAUUCCUUCGCCAGUUUUUUGCGCCAUUCUUCCCAAAUCCAAAAUCUCAAAGCCAUUAAGAAGCUUCACGCCCAACUGCUUAGAACCCACUUCCAAUUUUCCUCCCCAGAUCUUCACUCUAAGCUUAUACUAUCCUACUCCCAAAUCGUCCCCAAUUUUGAUGCGCAAAGCUUAAGCAGCUUCUUCAAAUGCAUAAUUCCCAGAAGUUCUUUAACCUUCAACGUAAUGAUUUCUGACUUUUAUCGACAUGGGUUUCCAGAUUUUUCGUUAAUAGCGUUGUCUUUCAUGCAUUCCAAUGGGGUUCCUAUCGAUACGUAUGCCCUCUGCAGCUCUUUGAGUGCUUGUUCUCUUGUUCAGAAUGCGGUGUAUGGACAACAGAUGCACGCCUUCGUGGGGAAAUCAGGUUGGUUAUGUAGUGUUUUUGUGGGGAGUGCGAUUGUCGAUAUGUAUGCAAAAAAUUCGCUGAUUAAUGAUGCAGUUAAAGUGUUCGAUGAAAUUCCUGUGAAGAAUACGGUGUGCGCAAAUGCACUAUUGGCUGGAUACGGCGACGCUGGCAUGUGGAUUGAUGGACUUGAAUUGCUACGGAAGAUGCACGUUUUGAAUUUGAAGUAUGACCAGUUCACUCUAUCAGCUUCUUUACGUGCGUGCACUGGUUUAUCUGCAAUUGCUUUAGGUAAGCAAGUGCAUGCUUAUCUACUACGAACGGUUUAUGAUAUUUCGAGUGAUGUUCAUCUUCAAAGCACAUUAAUUGAAAUGUAUGGGAAGAGUGGUAUGGUGGAAAAAGCAUGGAAUGUGUUCGUUUUCGCAGGACUUGGACACAAAGAAGAUGGGAAAAGGGAUAUUAUAAUGUGGACUUCUAUGCUUAGUGCAUAUGGUAGAAACGGAUGUUACAUAAGAGUAAUUGAAUUGUACAACCAGAUGUUGAUGGAAGGGAUCAAACCAGAUAGGGUGGCUUUUGUGACAGUGAUAUCAGCUUGUGGUCACACUGGUCAGGUGAAUCUUGGAGUCAAAUAUUUUGACUCCAUGCAGAGUGUUUUUGGGUUGGAACCUGGUCAAGAGCACUAUAGUUGUUUGGUUGACUUGCUCUGUAGAGCUGGGGAAUUGGAUAAAGCAUGGAAGCUCGUAAGUGAUAUCAAAAGUAGCGAUCACAACGUACCUCUAUGGGGAGCUUUACUCCGAGCUUGCUUGGAACAUGGAAAUAUUAAGUUGGGUAAUUUGGCAGCUCGUAUGGCACUUGAACUGGAUCCUACGAACGCUGGGAUAUUCGUUAUGCUAUCAAAUCUGUAUGCUGGUUUUGGCUUGUGGAAUGAGAUAGAGCAUUUGAGGGAAUUUGUGAGAAGGGAAGGGUUGUAUAAAGGUGUUGGAUGUAGCUGGAUAGAGACCACAAGUUGAGCAUUUCUCAAAUAACCUUACGUAAAUGUUGAACUGCUCUUUAGAGAGUGUGGGGGGUCUCUUCUCAUUGAGCCCGCUUGGAUAUUUGGGUUGGGUCAAGCCAGUUCGUAAAGAAGCUAGUUCGGGAUUGAUUGCUUAUUGAAAACGAACCCCCACUGAAAAAAGAAAUUCGAUUAGGCCUUAGCUUAGGUGCCCAUUCCUAAAGCCAUGAGAAUUGGUCAGAAAAACGUUAUAAUAAGGAAUCGGAGGAGGAUUCGACGAUUUUUUCCAGUAGCUUUGUUUUAUGGGAAAUGGUUUAUUGUGAGGUGCUAUGAUGAAAAUUGUUUCAUUGAGCCUUAGAGAGUAGCUUGUAUCAUUGUUAUCCGGCCUCACUGCUCAAUUGUCAUGCUAUGUAACAUAAAGAGAGUUCUGAACUUUAGUGAGCAAAAUAAGAGGGUGAAAGUACAAGUUGUCAGAUCAUUCAUUAGAUCUAUGGAUCUCCCUCUACCUAGUUCAGUACUUGUAUAACUCUCGCUGCCGCCACCAUCUGCUUUAUAUUUUUUGUAACUUCCUUAGUUCCCAUAUGUACAAAGAUGCUUCCCAGUCAUGUUAACUGGCUAGUCAAACACAUACCCUCCCUUCUUUCUCAUAAAGCACGUAUUCUUGGCAUUUUGCCAAUUCAAUCAUCAAAUUACCUGCGGCCUUGGCUCUCCUCCCCCUGUCCUCGCCAGGUACGAAUCUCCACUAUAGUAUGAUAUUAUCCACUUUGAGCAUAAGCUCUCAUGGCUUUGCUUUGGGCUUCCCCAAAAGGCCUCAUACCAAUGGAGAUGUAUUCCUUACUUACAAAACCAUUAUCAUUCCCCAAAUUAGCCAAUGUGGGACUCCCUCCCAACAAUCCCCAACAUACCUUGCUAUCUAUAGUUUUGCAUUUCAACUUUUACCAUGCAACAAAGUAAAUGAGAAUAUUACGUCAAUGCCGGGCCAGUUAGAGGACGCUGUGAAAAAAAAACAGAACAGUGCUAACAAAGAUUAUAUCUCAGGCCAGGUACAGGUACAGGUACUUAUGAACUUGUUUUUAGAUAAUUUAUACAGCUUGCAGCACUUAACAUGGGUCAGGCUGAAUUUUUCCCUUUCAUUAAUAGUAGUUGUAUUUGUCCAUUUUGAGAUCCUGAAUGAUAUGCACUCCUAACAAAUGUUUGUACCGUUGGACUUAGCAAAUGUCUGGUCCCUUCAAUCUGAUCCCCAUCUCAUCCAUUAGCAUCACUGCUUUCUUCAGUAUGCUGAAUUGCUUAUAGC